Molecule: messenger RNA, 3382 nt
Organism: Nicotiana tabacum (common tobacco)
Lineage: Eukaryota; Viridiplantae; Streptophyta; Magnoliopsida; Solanales; Solanaceae
Source: RefSeq, a predicted model, not a curated record
ACUGGGUUGUUGUUGUUAUUCUGAUUUUGGGAUAGGCUAUUGACUUUCCCGAAGAAACUGCAGAAUAUAUUCAUUUAUUGUUAAUUAGAAGAUUUUUAGCUUGCAUGAUCACAUCCAUAUCAAAAGUAUUAGGUUUUGAUUUUGUCUUAGAUCUAAUAUCAUUUGUCGCCUUAUCACCAGCGUGUUCUUUUGUUCACCUUUUACAGUAUUAAUUGUAUCAACCUCUUGCUUGAUUUUGGUCCAACAUUAUGUGUUAUCAACUGAAUUUUCCACAGAACCCUCCCCCAUCUCCAAAAAAAUAGAGAUGGGGCUAUUGCAUUUUGCAUUCGAGAACUAGAGGCACUCUUUGAAUAUGUUUUUCCUUUCAUCUUUCAAUUCUUUAAAGCAUAGCAUUCUCUGUUGCCUAUGGCCCAGUAAGAAACGCUAUAGAUGCUAUUCUUAAUAAUGGCAAUUUCAUGAAAGCAAAGAUACCAUAUUUUCCUUUCUAGAGCAGCAGUGAGGUGGUUAUGGAAUUGGUUGAAAAAAUAAAUCUGCUCCUUGGAAAAAGUAGCUAUGCAAGGCGUUGAGCUGUAUUCUUUUACAAAUGUUAGUAAUAACUGCAAUAUCUCAGUGGGAUUUCUUAUGGUGGGUAAUGUUCUUGCUUACUAUUUUGGGAGAAGUUAUUCAACCAAUCUCGUGCCUGCUACUGAUUCUUGUAGUUGUCUUUAGUGAUUAGAAAAUCAAUUCAGUCUGCUUUUGGAACUGCAGGAACAAAAGCCUCUAGUGCAACAAACAAUGCUACAGCUUUUCAAACACAAGACAAAUCUCUGGGCUCGUCAUCCACUUUACCAACAUUUGGAAAGAAAUAUGAAGGUAAUGGUGUGGCCAAUGAAUCUCUGGUGUGGUCCAGGGAUGCCAGUGUUUCAGCUCCUGCAUUUGGUGUUGCAAGCAACUCACACUUUGGCAUGUCAAGCACUCCCACAUUUGGUUCCUGCUCCUUUGACAUGCCAGCAGUAUCCACGUCAGGCAUAUCUGGAUUUGGUGGCCUCCUCAUACCAAGGCCCUUCAACGAAUCAACAGUCGAGCAGUUUGGUAUGUCAAGCGCUCCAAGAUUUGGUUCCUACUCCUUUGGCCAGCCAGCAGUAUCCGUGUCAGCUUUAAAUCCGUUAUUUAGCAGCAGCAAUAUGUUUGGUUCUACCCCCGAAAUUGGACAGACUCAACCACUGUUUGGAAAUAGAGCAUUUGGAGAAACCUCAUCAGCAUCAUCCGUAUUUGCUCAACCUAUUGGAAGUUCAGUGUCUUUCAAUGGAACCACAACAUUUAAUGCAGCGAACGAUGCUACAGCUUUUCAAACGCAAGACAAAUCUCUGGGCUCGUCCACUUUAUCAACAUUUGGAAAGAAAUAUGAAGGUAAUGGUGUGGCCAAUAAACCUCUGUUGUGGUCCAGGGAUGCCAGUGUUUCAGCUCCUGCAUUUGGUGUUGCAAGCAACUCACACUUUGGCAUGUCAAGCACUCCCGCAUUUGGUUCCUACUCCUCCGUCCAGCCAGCAGUAUCCACGUCAGGCAUAUCUGGAUUUGGUGGCCUCGUCAUACCAAGGCCUUUUGACCGGCCAGCAGCAUUUGUGUCAGGAAAAGAAAGUACAGCACCAUUGCUCAAGAGCUUUAGUUUUGGAAAGGCAGCAUGUGGUUUCAAUCAGAAUGGAAGUAGAAUAGCAUCAUACAUCGCAACUCCAGAGAAAGAUAGCACAAAACCAGGUGAAACAAUUCAGUCCAUUUGUGGCAUGCACACUUAUAAAGAUAAAAGCCAGGAGGAGUUGAGGUUUGAGGACUAUCAGUUAGGUGAUAAAGGCAUAUCUGGAUUUGGUGUCAUUGACAACUCAAGGACUUUUCAAUCACCAGUAUUUAACCAAUCAACUGUUGAUCAUCCAAAUCCAUUUGCCGUGAAAAGAGAACCUUCUUCUGGUCAUUGUCCAAAUCCAUUUGCCGUGAAAAGAGAACCUUCUUAUUGUCACUGUCCGAAUCCAUUUGCCACGAAAAGAGCAGGGUUUGAUUCUCUAUCAAAAGAGAAGUCUACCACAACCCCACCUGGCACUGGAACUAGAGUGGCAUCUUAUGCUGCAACUAGAGAAGUGGAAGGACAAUAUUCAAUAAAGUUUUUGUCAAUCUCUGCUAUGCCAUUGUAUUCUAAUAAAAGCCACGAGGAGUUGAGGUUAGAGGACUAUGAAUCUGCAAACAAAGGGGCUGCAUCAAUUUCACAAAGUAAACCAUUUGAGUCUUCAUCAGGAUCUACUGCCUCAAAUGUAUUUUUUUCUCCAUGGAUCCAUUCAAGUCCAUUUGCUGCACCUUUGAAACCAGAUUCUAGUUCUCCGAUUACCUCCGCCCUUUCUCCCGCUCCUAUUUUAACUACCGGAGCAGCUCCACAAUCCACAUUAUGCUCAAACUGCCUAAACAAGUCUCAAUCAUCCUACCAGCUGCAGCCUACUUCCCCAAGACUUUGUGAUUCAUCUAUUGGGUUGGAAAACUUGACUACAUCCUCUCAGCUCUAUCCACUUGGUCCAAGUCAAAAUACUCCUCUGUUCGUUGGUCCUCUGCACCCAGAAAUGACUCCAAAUGUUGGAGAAACACUUCCUACAGCCAUCUCUUCUCAUCCAGCAACAGAAAAUGUAGGGAUGCAUGAUGGAGUCAAAGUUAAUGACAGUUGUGGCAAGCCCAACUUAGCGCCUGAAGAGAUGCAUUAUGAUAAUUCUGGAAAGCUGAAACCUUGUUUCAUAGUUUCAGUUGAAAGUGCUGCUGAAGAAGCAACAGAUAGCAAGCAUGAUGAUAAGGAUGUUGAUGCCAUAAUGCCCAAGCUCCAACGUUCUGAUUACUACACAGUUCCUCCUAUUCAGGAAUUAAUAUCAAAGGAGAAGGAAGAACCUGGUUUCUGUACCCACGUGACGGACUUUGUGGUAGGAAGACAUGGCUAUGGAAGCAUCAAGUUCUUGGGAGAAACAGAUGUCCGGAAGCUUGAUCUUGAUUCUGCCGUCCAUUUUAACUGUCGUGAAGUGAUCAUCUAUAUGGACGAGAGCGAGAAACCUCCAGUUGGACAAGGCCUCAACAAGCCAGCUGAGAUAACUCUCCUUAAUGUCAGAUGCAUCAACAAAUCGACCGGGAAGGAGUACACAGAUGGACCAAUAGUUAACAAGUACAGAGAUAUGCUUAUUAAGAAAGCAGGAGUGCAUGGUGCAGAAUUUGUUUCUUAUGAUCCAGUAAAAGGGGAGUGGGCAUUUAAAGUGUCACACUUUUAGAAUGAUGUUGAGAUCUCUCUAGUUACUUGCACUAAACAUUGGGAUUUCAAAAAAGCUGAAACUUUCUUGAUUGAUGCUGUGACAUAAUCAAACUUAAUAUAGUUAUAGUUGAAUUC